CGGGGAUAUGCCCGAGCUGGAAUGGUGCACGAGUCAUAUACAUAAAAUAAAUAGCCAGACAUGGCUCACUUGCAAAGACAGCUUAACAGUGUACGUGAAUCUUUUUAGCCGGUAGAGAUUAUAUCCAAUAGUUGACGGGUUAUAAAAUGUCUCCUUAUUUCGGUCUUCGGGGUAUGCCCCUUGUGAUGGGUAUUACAGCGGCCUGUUCUACUGGGUUUUUAUUAUUUGGCUACGACAAUGGCGUUUUCUCUGGCCUCACAACCGAUACCCUAUUCCUCGAAACCAUGGGCAACCCUGGCGCAACUCUACUCGGAUUUAUAGUGGCCGUGUAUGAACUGGGCUGCCUGGUUGGAGCACUUGCAUCGGCGGUAUGGGGAGAAAGCAUGGGCCGACGGCAAUUAAUUGCCUGGGGUGCAUUUUUCCUGAUCAUCGGCACCGUGAUCCAGGCUUCGUCUUACGGCCGCGCACAGAUGAUUGUAGGCAGAAUAGUCACUGGGUUUGGAAUGGGUGGUAUUACAUCUGCCGUGCCAGUGUGGCAGUGUGAAAGCACCCCGGCACAUUUGCGCGGACGCACUAUUGCCAUGGAGUUGUCGGCGCUUAUUGUUGGCAUUGUCAUUGCAUAUUGGAUUGAUUAUGGGUGUAGUCUAUAUUCAAGCAGUUUCCAGUGGCGGUUCCCCAUUGCGUUUCAGAUUAUUUUUGCGAUCUUGUUGAUCGUGAUGUGUUUCUGUCUUCCGGAAAGCCCUCGAUGGCUCGCCAGCCACGGCCGAGACCAAGAAGCACUUGAGGUCGUGUGUCUUUUGCGCGACGGCACUCCCUCCGACGAGAAUAUCCAGGUCGAAUUCACCGAGAUCAAAGACGCGAUUGCUUUGGAGCAGGAGGAAACUGGCAGCUGGAAAGACUGCUUCAAAGAUGGCGGCGUCAUGGGGUGGCAGCGUGUUGCUAUUGCGUGUUCCGCUCAAGCUCUUCAAGAGUUCACUGGUACCAAUAUCAUCACUUACUAUGCGCCUUAUGUGAUGGUUCAUAGUGUCGGGCUGAGCUCGCAUCAGUCGCUUUUGUUGUCUGGCGGGCUGCAGCUUUGGUUCCUUGUUGCUUCUAUUGUUCCCUGGUUUCUUAUUGACAAGAUCGGACGUCGGAAGUUGUUCAUUAUUGGAAGUCUUGGUAUGGGCUCAUGCAUGUUGAUGUCCGGCUUGACUAUCAUGGCUGGGGGCAAGAAGAACGGAAUCGCUGCAGUAGUGAUGUUGUACAUGUUCCAGGCAUUCUUCACCUGGGGCUGGAUGUCCAAUAUGUGGGCGUACCCCAGUGAAAUCCUACCCAUUCGAACCCGACAAUCCGGCUCCGCACUAUCCGUGGUAUGGCAAUGGCUGAUUACAUUCCUGGUCGUCGAGAUUACUCCUGUGGGCAUCCAGAACAUAGGCUGGAAGCUCUAUAUAGUGUUUUGCGUCCUCAACUGGGCAACUAUCAUUAUCGUCUGGUUCUGGUACCCCGAAACUGCUGGCAGGACACUUGAGCAGAUUGAUUUCUUGUUCGCGAGUCAGUCGAGUUUGAGACAGGUGGUCAAGUUGAGUAUGCGCAAGGAUCUGGAUGAGAUGGGUGUUAUACGCGAAACACAGGCGCAGGCUCAUCAGCAAAAGAGUGGUGCGAAACAGGUCGAGGAUAUUGAUACGACGGCUGGAACAGUGGAGUAGUGAAUGUAUCUGCGAGAUCGCUAGAAUGUGAUGUUUACAGUUUAGAUAAAU
This is a messenger RNA of Talaromyces proteolyticus, 1736 nucleotides long. Its product is annotated as putative sugar transporter. The transcript is spliced from 5 exons. Bases 147 to 1685 code for a protein of 512 amino acids. Lineage: Eukaryota; Fungi; Ascomycota; Eurotiomycetes; Eurotiales; Trichocomaceae. The record is from RefSeq and is a predicted model, not a curated record. Gene Ontology annotation, biological process: transmembrane transport; carbohydrate transport. Gene Ontology annotation, molecular function: carbohydrate:proton symporter activity. Gene Ontology annotation, cellular component: membrane.